AAGUAAAAAACUGAACCAGGGCCCGUGGUACGUGCUACUACCCCCUAUGUGGGGGAAUAACUAGUACUGAGUCCCAACUUGUUAUAUGUUUGAAGCCUAUGGGCGGGGCUUCAGGUACAUAUAAGACGACUAGGUGCCCAGUCAUGAACACAAUCGAAGAGGCAAAUGCUUACGCGGUUUGCUGAAUCCUAAAUCAUCAGCUUUCCUAGCUCUACUCGUUUUUUCACCAAUAGUACGAGGUCGAAAGUAUCAAACCCCGGGGGACCAUCGUAGGGACUUUAUCGCGUAUAUAAAAACUUAAAAGUAGUUGAAAAAUUCCAAGAAAAUGGCAACAGUUGCGGACGACGCCGGCUCAAUCUCCACCCUCCCUUCUGGUUGGGAGGAGAGUCAGCUGUGGCACAUGUCCUCGUGGACAACGAACGACGCAGUGUACAACGAGGUGGCGCUGCCGUUGAUUUUCAACUGCGUGAUCGACCACCGCAUAGUGCAGCGGUUGCGGGAGAUCAAGCAGCUCGCCCUGGUGGAGUACGUGUACAAGGACGCGACGCACAGCCGGUUCGCGCACAGCAUCGGCGUGGGGUACCUGAUGUGCGCGUUUCUGCGGGAGUUUGACCAGGAGCAGUUCACCGCGCUGGUCAAGUUCAACCGCGUGAAGGAGGGCAAGAUCAAGGACCCCUGGGUGCUGGCCGUCCGGGAGAACCUGCGGCUGAACGACAAGGACCGCAUCUGCCUGAUCGUGGCGGCGCUGUGCCACGAUUUGGGGCACGCCCCGUUCUCCCACAUGUUCGAGGUGUUCCGCCGGGAAAACGGGGACGACCCCACCUGGUCGCACGAGACGGCCUCCAAGCUGCUGGUGCAGGCGGUCUGGGAGGACGUGAAGGACGUGAUGAAGGAGGAGUAUUGGAAGUUCUGCGAGGACCACGAGCCGCUGAUCCCCGUGCUAUGAGAGUGCAUAACUCCCCCUCGUCCCCCUGAUUCGUCAUGCAAAAUGCCAAGAAAUCCCCGCUUGCUCUUUGGCACCAAACGCAUGACAAGUUCUCGAUGCCCAAACCGCACUCCAGUCCGUACGUGGAUUUGUCAUGCGACAGCCACAUUUGUGCCAUUGCUUGUGAUGCCGAUUAUGCUAUACAAAUGAGGGGGAGGCGAGGGAGUAGUUGUGCACUCUCAUACGUGCUGGACUGGAACGAGAAGGACCUGCUGUACAUCCAGGAGCUGAUCGACGUUCCGGGGAAAAAGGAGCUGCAGGAAGCGCUGCGGACCGGGCGGCUGCACGAGGAGUGGGGCAAGCACAUCCAGUCCCGCCCGAUCGAGUACGCCUGGACGUUUGAGUUGCUGUCCAACUGGCGGGGCGGGUUGGAUGUGGAUAGACUGGACUACUUCCUGCGGGACACCUACCACGCCAAGGUGUCCUGUCCGAUCUGCUGGAACCGGGUCAAGAGUUCGAUCCGCGUGGUGGCGCACCAGGAGGCCGCGUGCCCCGGAUCCACCAGCGGAACGAGGAGCGAGGGGGACGAGGAGGGGGAGGAGAAUAAUCAUUCCGAGAAUUAUGUUGAGCAACGGAUUGAUACUAACAAGAAUCCCAACGCUUCUACAACUACCGCUGCGAAGAUGAAGGCGAAGCUGACGCCACGGCAGAUCGAGCAAAAAGCGCGAGAGCGGCGGCGCGACACGUACGUCCUCACCGCCGCCUUUCCGUCCAAGGACCGCGACUCGGCCGUGUUCGACUUUCGCAGUCGCGUGUACCAGAGCAUGUACCUCCACCCCGUGGUGGUCCGCAUGGAGCGGUGCAAGCUGCGGGAGAUGCAGCUGUUGAAAACCCACAGCAAGGCGGCUUUCCAGAAACUGCUGCGCUUUUCGGAUUUGACCGAAGAAAACUUCAGCGUCGACAACUACCUGCGGUUGACGGACUCGUUCGUGAAGGAAAUGAUUGCGGAUGAUGACGAAGCUAGCAAGUUCCACGACCAGGUGGUGCAAAAACGCGCGAAGGAGACCCUGAUCGACGUCGGCAGCUACGUGUGGGAGCCACGAGGUAGUGUUAACAGCUCUACCUUUGCGGGAUCCGCGUUUGGGUCGCAGAUUUUCCAAAGCAAGGCGAGAAAGGAGGAGGUGAAGCGGGAGCUGCACGAUUUCCUGGUGACGAAUUUGCCCAACAUCGACUGGAACGCCUGGAUUGAGAGCCUGCGUGGCACUAGUAGGAGUGUACGGUUCAAUCGGGCUGACUACAAACUCUCCCCUAGCGCGGAGAAGAUCCUCCGAGACCACAUGACGGAGUCGCUGCAGGAGGGUUCGUUGAGCUGUUUGUACGUGAACGACGAGGUCUUUCACAACGGCAACGGCGAGCGGGAUCCGCGGUUGUAUCUGGCGUGGUACGACAAGAAGGUGGAACCCGCUUUCGAGCCCAACUCCAGCGGCGACGGUGGCGGGCAACCGCACGUGAAGAACCAGAUCCGGCUGUUGUGGUUUUGCCCACCGAAAGCGCCGGAGUUUGGCGAAACGGAGCGCGAAGUCGUGGUGCGCCGGAUGCAAGCGCUGUUGGCGCAGUACCAGGCGAAGCCGUUCGGCUGGCGCUCGGUUCCGUCGGUGAGCCAGCAGGAUCCGCUGGAUGGGGCCCAGGAUCAUCCGCAGGCGGUGCUGGAAAACAGCGUGUCGCGCAACGGGUUGCCCUCUACGCAGGACGGCCCGGAGAUGCAGCUUCCGCGGAACACGUCCCAGGACUCGCUGGACCAUCCGCGGUCUUCCAACGCACGCGGGUCCAGGGUGCUGCAGCCGAGCGAUCGGGCUGCGGGCGAAAGUUUGCGUGCGUGGCAAGAACAAAGCGGCGCGUCUUCGCCAGUUGGGGGCGCUAGGAAACGGUCCAAUGCUGAGGAGAGCCACGGGGGUGAUCGGUCCCCAAAAGUAGCGCGCCGAUAGUGGAGACCUUCGCCUCACGGUAACGUAGCUUUGCAGCAGCGCGUGUUUCUUUACGUAUUUUACUUACCCUAUGCCUAUGACGCAAACUCAUAAGACUUGAUCAGUUGUUGGCCUGCUGAUCUUUCAACCCGUUUCGUGUUACUUAAUUCUCUCUACCCAUGCAAAUCGACCGAGUUUUCCUAUCGUAGAUAUUUUUUGCUGUUGCGUCAGCGCGUUUGACGGGGGGCAGAAUGGCAAGUGUGUCAGGAUACCUGAUUUUUCGAGGUGGUUUGGCUUUGAACAUUAUAAUGGGUAAGUACGUUUGCCAAGAGUACUGUACAAAUUCAUUGUUUGAAAUUGAAGGAGAGAGACCACCACGUAUGUCUCUCAUGUACAAGCAGAUACGUUAGUCGUACUCGUACUAUGGCGACAGCGAAGCAAGUUGUGGCAAAGGCUUCAAGUAGUAUUUUGGGAAAUAUAUCCUGUUUCUUUCACCGUGUAUUUUGAUUGGAGCGACGCAUGAAUAACCCAUACCAUAGUUUCUCACCAACAUCAAUGCCACACUGGAUCUGGACGGGGCCUGGGGCUUCAUGAUAUCGAAAAUUCAC
This is a messenger RNA of Amoebophrya sp. A120, 3497 nucleotides long. Lineage: Eukaryota; Dinophyceae; Syndiniales; Amoebophryaceae. The record is from the annotation of a GenBank genome assembly.